CGCACGCCAGUUGCUUCACCAAGCGCGCUGAGAGAACCUAGCCUGGGCACAACAUAUACGUUGGAAUUUAAAAAGUUGAUUUAGUGUUUGAACAUGUCGAAGUUGGUAUUUUUGUGUUUGAUGAUUGGAGUGGCUAGUGCUGCUACGUUUAGAGGGAGAGUGCCGAAAAAACCAGCGCAUUUAGCUCACAAAGAAGGCUGCUACGUGGAGGACGUAAAUGAUGUCAUCCCGUACGGGUCCAUGGCUACCCCCAUCGGCAAAUGCGUCCGGAUAGAGUGUGGAGGGGACAUGCUGUACUAUGCCACAUGCGGGUCGGUGGCGACUAACGAUCCGAAAUGCCACAAGACAAAAGGGGAUCUCACGAAGCCCUACCCCCAUUGCUGCCCUACGAUCAAGUGUGACGCCGAAAACCAAGUCUAAUGACUUAUUAUGAGAGUAUAUCCAACUGGCUGAAAAAAACAGGCUGUGAGAAAUUAAAAAAAAACCAAUUAUAUUUAUUUAAAAUGAAAUAAGGUCACUACGUUAGCCUGGCUGCGAGUUUAGUAUGGUAAAGCCGGAAAAUAUAUGUAGUAUGUAAUGGACUCGCCAUAAACACUAAUUAAAGGAUAAACAGACCCCAAUGUAAAUACCAGCCACACUUACCAGGACCAUUCUCAAAAAAUAUGUCUACCGUCUAAUUGCCGCGACCCAUACAAAAUGUAUGAAAAGAGUCCGUGGCAAUUAGACGCAACCUCAGACAUAUUCCCAGAGAAUGACCCUCCAGUCUGCCAUACUUAUCCGUAUUACCUUAAUCAAACUGUAGUAGGUAUAGUCUGUAUACAUAAUGUAAAAUUUUAUGUGUAAUUUGAGCUCAUAAAUGAGCGUUAUAAAGAUUGUUCGAAUGUUGCUUGUGAAAUAUUAAUUAAUAGUGGGUAUUUCAGCGUUCAGUGUCGAAUUAUAAUUGUUGAGCUGUUUGAGAGAUUCUAUAGCGCAAGUAGGUACUUAUUGAAAAGCCGAUUAAGCUUAAACGCUAAAUAGCUCAAACUCUGUGACAGUAUAUAAUCGGUAACUAUUUGAUACUUUCUUUAUGAUCUUUAUGAAUUUAGUUCCUCCUGGACCCUAGAAGCGCCUGUUUAGUAUAAUAUGAAUUUGAAAUCUCGUCUUGUUUAAUAAAAGUUUAAAUUGUAUGUUAGAAUCCGUCCUAUAAAGAGGCUUCUGGGUUACAGAAGGAUAUAAAAAAUAUUUUGUGAGAAAAAACAUAGGGACCAAAUACUGUGGGACUACGAUUUAUACAAAAUGUAAAAACAUUGGGCAUUGUUAUUGUGAGUAAGAAAGUAAUUAUUGAAGUACGAUUAGCGAGCCAAAAUGGUUAAGAUUAAUAACUUAACAGCAGGCCUAUUAUGGAUGGGUUUAUCCACGUGACAAAAUAUCCGUCACUUUUUAACUGAGCGCGAAUAAAAGUGACGGGUACCGUUUUAUUACGCUGUCACGUAGACAAGAACGACCAUCAUACCUAUCCGUACAGGUUCUAUUAUUCCAUGCUUUUGCGUAUCAAAACCUUAUUACCUACUCACGUUUUGAUUUUGCAAAUAGCUAGCGGUGUAGCCCGAUGUCAUUUUAGGCUUGCGGUAUUCACAAAGUGGACUGUUUUAGUGCGUUCAUUGAGAGCGUAUUUGCCAUCAAAGGACGGGUCAAAAGAGCAAUGAUACAGAGUGGACCGCUUUGCUCUUGACUUGCGUUUUGAUAUCCAUUUGGAAGGCCUUAUUUUCGAAUGUGCAUUUAGCGCUAAAUUAUACUGAAAACGUAUUAACGUUCUUCUGAUAGGUACUUAUGUUUGCAUCCAACUGAUAUUGAUAAGUACAGUCAGCAAAACUAUUAGCUUAGCAUCCUUGCAUUUAAAAAUGUAUGCAGGUGUGCUAAGCUACUAAUUUUAGUGACUGUACCUACCUACAUUAAAUUACAUUGAUGUUUACAUUAGGUACAUGCUCUUUCUUCGUUAGUACACUCUUGAAACCAGUUAUAAAAAUAUAUUUUUGGGUAAUCUACUAUCUAGGGUGUCAACUAUCAAAAUCUGUUAUGCCGUUUUUGUGUGAUUAAUUAUCAAACAUCUAUAAUAUUUUUCAAACUGGAAGGGUACGACGAUAGAUAUCAUCUUCAUACAAUUUAUAACCUAAAAAUGCCAAAUAUCGCAAAAUUGUAUUGAAUUGACAUCUAUCAUCGUACCCUUCCAGUUUGAAAAAUACUAUAAACAUAUAACACUUUAUAUUUAUUAGUAACAUUAGCUUGAUUGAAAUUGUACAGUACCGAGUUUUGGUUUCAGAAUAACGUUUCCCUCUGAUCAAAAUGGCCUAUCAAGGUAAAGGUAGAUUUGUUGAUUAUGAAGUUCAUAUUGGUUUACCGUUGAAAUCACCACCUAUACUUAACUUAGAUGUCUGCCAUUUAACUGAGGCAGUUAUUAAGAUCAGCUAGGUGGGUCAAAAUUUUCGUUAUCUUGUUUUUGUUCCCCAAAAAAUGUGACUGAGCUUUUUGUAUGGGGUGAAAUAUAGUUUUGAAUUUUUAUUAAAAUAAUUAAAAUCUACAGCUAGAAAGACAAGCAAUAGCACUAAAUUUUUUUAUUUAUUUGAUAAAAGACACGAAUAUAAGCGUGACAGGUAAGAAACAAGACAACGAAAAUAAUUUUGACCCAACUAGAUAUCUAUAAACAUUAAAUUAUAAAUUAGGAAUUUUAAGAUUAUGUAAUAUAGUAUAUGUUUUAUGUUGAUUUUAUGAUUAUUUGACCAUUUGUUUGACUUUAGUGUAACCAGUUGGAAUACUCGUGUAAUUGGAAUUAAAAAAGUUCCUUAUUAGAGUUGAGUUUUUUUCGACUCUCGAAGCUAUCUUGCCGCCAAAUUGUUGAAUUAAUUUAUAUUUAUUGAUUAAAUAAGUUUGUAAAAA
This is a messenger RNA of Cydia splendana, 2913 nucleotides long. RefSeq lists its product as uncharacterized. The transcript has 3 exons. The record is from RefSeq and is a predicted model, not a curated record. NCBI's taxonomy places the organism in Eukaryota, Metazoa, Arthropoda, Insecta, Lepidoptera, Tortricidae. Bases 94 to 420 code for a protein of 108 amino acids.